CGCUAUGCUACAUCCCAAAAUACCAAUACAAUUAUUUCAUUUGCAAGCAUAUUUUGCACUGUAUCUCUGUGCCCUUAUGCAGCCAGCAUUGCAUAUGACCUGAACUACUUCCCCAAGUUCAUCUAUAGCCUUCCUGAUGACACAGGACAUGGACACAGCUAGUCUGUAUUUUGUGCCUGGUGCAGUCGGGCAUUUAUAGUCGCAGGCAGGUGUCUUUGCACAGCUUACCCUUUCAUUAGCAGGAGCUGAAGUACACCAGAGACUCCUCUGUGUGACUGCUCACCCACUGCCAACACCCUCCAGUGAUGGCUGAAAAACAUCCUUAGGACUUACUAAAAGAAACAGAAGUGAAGGGAAAAUGAAAUUCAGGAUUCCAAGCACAAAAGCCUGAUUCUUCAAAAUCCAACCAUCGCGUUUUACCGGUUCAGCAAGCUGUUGUCCCACGCUGCCCAGUAGAGAUUUGAAAAGGAGACAGCUCUCAGAGGACAGAGAUGGCACAGAAUCAGAUGCUUCAGCUCAACAUGCUACAUCUGUGAGGAGCAAGACAUCUGCAACAGAAGGCUAAAGGGGGAAGAAAGCUGGUGUAAGAAUUUAGGGCUAUUCCUAUUUUUCAAGGAUCUGUACAUAAAGGAAUCAGAGAACAGUCACUGUUGCCAAACGAAUCCUAGACAGAAUUAUACUUCUUUCCCCAGGGCAUCAUGUGUAAUGACAUGAUUCAGUACCUUUUGCAUUUGAUUUUAAAGGUAGGCUUUGGUGCCCCCCUUCUCUUCUGAAUGCCCAAACACACCUUUUUCUUUUAAACCAGCAUGUACUUGUGUAAUCUUUGUACAUGAAGGUCCCGUGUAAUUUGUAAAUAAGCACAAUUUCCAUUCUGAGCCCCCA
Molecule: messenger RNA, 882 nt
Organism: Cygnus olor (mute swan)
Lineage: Eukaryota; Metazoa; Chordata; Aves; Anseriformes; Anatidae
Gene: TMEM178A
Product: transmembrane protein 178A
Exons: 1
Biological process (GO): regulation of cytosolic calcium ion concentration; negative regulation of osteoclast differentiation
Cellular component (GO): endoplasmic reticulum membrane
Source: RefSeq, a predicted model, not a curated record